Aspergillus calidoustus is the source of this 2442-nucleotide messenger RNA. The record is from the annotation of a GenBank genome assembly. Lineage: Eukaryota; Fungi; Ascomycota; Eurotiomycetes; Eurotiales; Aspergillaceae.
AUGGAAGGAGAUAUAAGCCUCUCCCAGUCUCUGGGCGGGCUACGUAUAGCGAAUCCAGAUAACGCCUCUUUGCAUUCUUCCGAGGAUGCGUCAACUCCCGCUGCUAGUGCUGUUCCUUCAGCGCCGACAGACUCCGUCAAUCCCAAAGACGAUCUGCCAGUAAUUGAGCAAUCAGCCAGUUCAACAAGUCCGUUCACCCCCCCUGCCGAGAACCGAAUGUCCUACCAGUCAUACCACCCCGAUAUCCAGCAGCAACCCGUUCCACAUUACGCCUCUCACUUCCCCUCCCAACCGCAACAUCUCCCACCGCCGAGCUCUUCUCGCCCUGUAUCGACGAUAUUCUCGAAUGGCAAUACACCGGCGUCGACCGUCCGAGAAGGUUCGUAUCGAAUCCGAACCGACUCUGCGGCCUCGUCAGCUUCAGAAAGUCUAGCACGCGCCGAAUCUCGUGGAGGCUCUGCGGCUUACCAAGCCGGAGUAGCCAUCCGCGAUAGCAGCCAUAACGACCGUACUUAUCACACGACACAUAUACCCCCGGUGAACGGAGCAGCGGUGAUGCGCCAGCCGUCUCAGGCGCGGGCUAGAGGGCCCCCACAGCUGUCGGGUUCGCCCUAUGGCAUGGAGAAUGGUCCGAUGUCGAGCAGUGAAGACUGGCAAGAUCGUGGCGCUGCGGUUACAGUAAGACAGGAGAUCGACGCCAACGGGAAACCUGUCGCGCGGUACAUUAAGAAAGGGGUUCGAGAUUUCUCCUUUGGUCAAACUCUUGGAGAGGGUUCCUACAGCACCGUUGUGCUUGGGACAGAUCGACAGACACUCAAGGAGUAUGCGAUAAAGAUUCUAGAUAAACGGCACAUCAUCAAAGAGAAAAAGGUCAAGUAUGUCAACAUCGAAAAGGACACCCUGAAUCGUCUCACCGAUCAUCCAGGAAUCGUACGAUUAUACUAUACGUUUCAGGAUGAACGCUCGCUUUAUUUUGUUCUGGAUCUUUGCAAAGGGGGCGAGUUAUUGGGUGUCUUGAAGCGGAUGACCUCGUUCGAUGAAGAAUGCACGAGGUUCUACGGCGCUCAGAUCCUAGAUGCGAUUGACUACAUGCAUAAGCGGGGGGUCAUUCACAGAGACCUCAAGCCGGAAAACGUCUUGCUUGACAGCCAGAUGCAUAUCAAGGUUACCGAUUUUGGGACAGCCAAGAUUCUCAAAACUCAACAACCUGCGCAGAGUACGGGCGGGAUACCACAGCUGGACUCGGAUAUGCCGGAGGAGGAGCGUGCUAGCUCUUUCGUCGGAACAGCCGAAUACGUUAGCCCCGAACUACUUACAGACAAGAAUGCCUGCAAAGCAAGUGAUCUUUGGGCGUUCGGAUGCAUCAUCUACCAACUUUUGGCGGGCCGGCCACCCUUCAAAGCCGGCAAUGAAUACCAAACGUUUCAGAAAAUUGUUGCGCUGGACUACGAGUUCCCUUUCGGGUUUCCUGCUGUUGCCCGCGACCUCGUUGAGCGUCUACUCGUCCUCGAUCCUACACGGCGUCUCCCCAUUGAACACAUCAAGAACCAUGAGUUCUUCCAAGGUGUGACAUGGGGUACAGAUCUUUGGAAACAAAAGGCGCCGCGCUUAAAGGCUUACACUCCUCCACCCCGCGAGCCCAUUAAGCUCAACGGUGGCUCGGAAGGGGAUAGCUUCCCGCCCAGUAUUAACACGGCGCCCUCAAACACAAGUUCCCGCGUGGUACCUAGGUUGAUUACCGAAUUACCGGCUCCUAGCCAACUUGACAUCGAGUGGUCCCCCGUGUUAACGAAAAGCAACGAGAGGAUCUUGAAACUCGGCAACCUAGUGGUGCAUUCAUCUCCGGCCUCACACAGCCCUGUGUCAAAGCAUGGCGAAUAUGAAGCCCCAAAGAAAUUCUCGCGCUUUUUUGGAGGCAGCACAACUAAGAAGCGGCAACGGCUGGUCAUGAUUACUUCAUCUGGGCGGAUAAUCAUGGCAGCCGCCGGAGGAGACGAGAAAAAGGCGAAACUGGAGCUGUCUCUACUCGCGCCUGGGACGCACUAUCGCACAUCGACAGAUGCUAAGGGGGUGUCUUGUUGGAUCGUGGAUACUCGCGACAAACACUACGUCUUCGAGGACCCUAAGCCUUCAUCAAGCAACAUUGGUACAACCGCCAUGUCUGCACAGGAGUGGUUGGACGCGCUUGAUCGUGCACGAGAGAUGGCUUUAGCCCAACAAAGUAAUGGACCGUAUUCCGGAGACGAGACCUUCCGUGACCUAUCUUCCGGACUGUCAAGUCAUGCCAACACUCUCGACCGAGGUUCGGAGACGCCUCAUGAACCGGCACCUUCAGGUCGGGCAACUCUUGUUAAGCACCAAGGGAACGAUUCCGAUUCUGUCAAAGGUAAAAAGCGGUUCAGCCGACGUCAUUCGAAAAAUGGCCUAGCCGCGGUUUUCUGA